Messenger RNA from Branchiostoma belcheri (Belcher's lancelet), 1429 nucleotides. RefSeq lists its product as uncharacterized. Gene Ontology annotation, cellular component: cytoplasm. Lineage: Eukaryota; Metazoa; Chordata; Leptocardii; Amphioxiformes; Branchiostomatidae. Bases 44 to 1429 code for a protein of 461 amino acids. The record is from RefSeq and is a predicted model, not a curated record. Gene Ontology annotation, biological process: apoptotic process; proteolysis. The transcript is spliced from 5 exons.
GCUAUUGGCUCAAAGCAAAGCAAUUUGAUGUAAGAUUGUAGAAAUGAGUGGCAAGAGGAAAGGUGUUUCCAACAUCUCUGCAAAAGAACUCGGGUCAGUUUUGUUGGUCAUCGACAAAUACGCCACAUAUGAAGGUGAAAGCUCUGCCAUCAACCGGGAGGCAGCACAGGUCCUGACAGGGGCGGGGAGGAAAGUUUACUGCACAGUUCUGCAGGCUACAGAAGAGGACAGGAAGGCUGCCGAGGCUGAUGGAGUGGAGCUCAUCCUCCCAACCUGCAGUAAGGAAGACGAAAGAGAACCGUGUCUGGAUUGGCUGACCUUUGACCACAAAACCCACUAUCCCAGUCUCCCACAGGAUGUAGGGUGGAUUGUGGGUCAUGCUGGGGUCACCAGCAAAGCAGCAGCAGCCAUUCAGGAGCAGCGCUUCCCCCAAGCAAGCCUCGUUCUUGUCAUCGGGACGAUACCAGAGGAUACAGACAAGUACAAGAAUGAUGAGGAGGCCAUGGGCAUUGGGAGGAAGGAAGACUCCAUCAGAGAAGAUGCAGAGAAGGCAGAUGUUGUGUUCUCUGUGGGACACAACAUAUAUAGACACUUCAAAAUCUCAUUCUGUGCAAUUCCUGAAGACAAUAAACCAACCCACUACCUCUUCUUACCCGAACCAGCCAAGUUAUUCCAGCAACUUACUGUCCAGUAUGUGGAAAGCACUCAGAAAGUCAUCCUGUCCAUCGGUAGGGUCAACAAGGUAGAGAGGGUCAAAGGUUACGACCUUGCAGCCAAGUCCUUGGUAAGGGUGGCAGAAACAAGUCAGGAGAAGUUCCUAUGGCGGAUUUGUGAUACAAGUGAGGAGGAAUAUCAGGCCACUAUGUCCAUUCUCAAAGCCCGCAUCAACUCAGAAAAACUGAUCCCCACACUUAUCCCACACUGCACUCAGGAAGACAUCUGCGGACAGAUGCAGCAGGCCCACCUGGUUCUCAUGCCCUCCCGUGCAGAACCCUUCGGACUGGUCGGUCUGCAGGCCAUGGCUGCCGGCGUGCCAGUCCUCAUAUCUAACCAAUCAGGACUGGCCACUUUGGUUGAAAAGGUCAUCCCGAAAUUCCACCACUCUAUACUUGAAAUAGAGGGUGAUGAUUCUGUAGAUGUCGGACGUUGGGCAAGUCAGAUCAAGAAAGUCCUAAGGAUGUCCGAAGCGGAGUUCAUCAGGGCAGCUGACCUUAAGGAGAAGCUACUGAAGUCCAGAUACUGGGAGGAUUCUCAUCAACACUUACUUCAGGCAUGUGGAGGUCCUGCUGAGAGAGUGAAGAGGAGAACCCAACAGUCCUCAGGAGACAUGACGUAUGCCAGCCUGGCUGAUGGGAAUCCUGGAUCAUUCCUCCUCCUGACGUUCCUGCACCAGACUGAUGUGGACAGGUUCUACCACAACCACUACUAA